Medioppia subpectinata is the source of this 1781-nucleotide messenger RNA. The record is from the annotation of a GenBank genome assembly. Lineage: Eukaryota; Metazoa; Arthropoda; Arachnida; Sarcoptiformes; Oppiidae.
AUGAAUUUGCAAACAUAUCCAAUGGAUAGGCAUAUCUGUCACUACAGUAUCCGGACGUUCUCCGAACCCAUUGAAAAAGUGAGCCUUCAUUGGAUUGAAGACAAGUCGAGUCCUAUAGACUAUUUGCUGGAUUCGGAGCAAAACAAAAGUGUAAUCUAUAAGAAUGAAUUCACGCCAUCAUUAUUUGACAUAGAGAUCGGCAAUUAUGAAAGACAUAUCAUUAAGUGGUUUAACGAAAACUAUACGGUUCUGGACCUGGAGUUCAUAUUUGAGAGAACCAUAACAGCAAAUGUGUUGACGGUUUACAUUCCCAGCUCUUUAGUGGUCACUCUGUCGUGGAUUCAGUUCUGGUUUGACGUCGAAGCGGUUCCCGGAAGAAUGGCUUUGGGAAUUAUGUCGACACUGACUAUAAUGACACAAAUCCUCACUAAUUAUGAGAAGGCGGCGAAUCACGUGACGGCGGUUGACAUUUGGCUCCUGGUGUGUCUGAUUAUGGUAUUUCUGGCUCUAAUGGAGUACGCGUUCGCCUACACUAUGUCUCACUAUUACGAUAUCGACGGCAAUCUUAAGGCCAAGAAUUCAUUCAAGAAAAAUAUGAGUCUAAUUGUGAGGGAAUUUCGUUCAACGAAACACAAUUCACAUCACAAUAAGAAGUCGACCGAAGAAAACAAUUUGUUUAAAAUAGUGACCGAAAACACAGUUCCCGACAAUAAGGAGAAUAGUUGUGAAGAAAGGAUGAGAUCUAUGACUGAAUUAUCGGAAAUAAUUCGCUGUUUAGUGAAAUCAUUCAACGAAAUGAAUGUCAGAUUAGAGGCUAAUUGCUGUGACACUGGGUUUGGGAACCUUUUGGCGCAACAGUUGGACUCAAAAGGCUUCACAGUAUUUGCCUCGUGUUUAGACCCGGAGUCCAAAGGAGCGCAAGAUUUGCUCAACAAUUGCUCAAAACGGCUAAAAGUGUUAAAACUUGACGUAACCAACGAUGAAGACGUGAAAGAAGCGGUCAAUUUUGUCACAACUAAUCUCCACAACAAUAACCUCUGGGCGGUUGUGAAUAAUGCGGGAAUUUUGCAUUUCUUGCCCAUUGAAUGGGGCGAAGAGGGGGUCGACGUGUACAGCCGGCAACUGAACGUGAACGCCCUUGGUCAGGUUAGGGUGACCAAAGCCUUUUUGCCACUAUUGAGAAAGACCAAAGACAGUCGUGUGAUCAACGUGGAGAGUUUGGCCGGUCGAAUACCAAUGCCGGGCAUCAGUUCCUAUUCGAUGUCGAAGUUUGCCGUUCGGGCGUUCAGUGAGUGUCUCAGGAAUGAAGUCAAACAGUUUGAUAUCAAUGUUUCGGUGAUCGAGCCCUCAGUUUAUAGUACCGGAUUAACGGAUUAUAACCUAUGGAUCGAUGACUUCCAAACCAAGUGGAAAGAGACGCCGGAAGACGUGCGGCGAGACUACGGGCCGGAAAAGUGUGAUGUAUUGCACGAACGGAUCGAUGCAGUGAUGGCUACUUCUAAGGACAGGCCUCAGGAAGUGGUGGACGCGAUGAUCGACUCCGUGACUAACGUAACGCCUAAACCCUAUUACUAUGUCUAUGGACUGGAGGAGAGGGUUAUGACAACACUGUUGGAAGCGCUUCCGCCGCAGUUCUUCGACUUAGCGCUCAACGAAAAAAUUUAUUUCCCUUUAAUUAAACUUUUUAAGAAUAAAAACCGAAUCUAAUUAUAAUUAUAAUCAAAAUUACUAUUAUAUGACUCUUUUUGUAUGGAAUAUAUUAUGCAAUAAAUUCUUAUAUA